AUCCAUGAUGGCUAUUCUGCAGGUUUUCUUCUCGCGUUCGCUCUCUCUCUCUCUGGCCUCUUCCUCCCUCGUUCUCUCUCUCGUUUUCUCACUUCCUCGCUUCCUCAAUCGACUGGUCCUUCUGUGCCGUGUUUUGCCCCUCUUUGCCCACCCACAACGACGGAAGAGGAUCGAAUGCCGACACAUCUACGGAAAACGUACUGAGUAACAAUGGUGGGCUUGACGGGCCGGAUAUUGUUCGAGAGUCGAGCCUAACCAUCCACGUGGGCCAUGCAUGGACCAUUGGCCCACCUGCACACCCGCUGAAUUGAAAUUGAACAGAG
Messenger RNA from Aspergillus fijiensis CBS 313.89, 323 nucleotides. RefSeq lists its product as uncharacterized. The transcript has a single exon. NCBI's taxonomy places the organism in Eukaryota, Fungi, Ascomycota, Eurotiomycetes, Eurotiales, Aspergillaceae. The record is from RefSeq and is a predicted model, not a curated record. The coding region runs from base 8 to 208 and encodes 66 amino acids.